AUGAAUUUCUUUACUAAGACAUUAAGUUCAUUUACUGGUGGAUCUAUUCCAUAUACCAUCAAGGAUAAAAUAGUUGAUCCUUCAACACCAAAUACCGCCUUGGAUCGUAAUUCAAUUUGGACAAUUUACAAUGGAUUAAAUCCAAAAGAUAAUAACUCACCAGUAACUAUUUUUGAAUUCAAAUUAACUGAACCAACAAAUCAACAACAUGUUGAUUUAGCAAGAAAUGCAUUUAAAAAAUUAAAAUUGAUUAAGUUCCCAGGAGUUGUUUCAAUUAUUGAUUUUAUUGAAAAUGAUUAUUCUUUAUAUAUAAUCACCGAACCAGUUAAACCUUUACUGACUUAUCUUGAAACCACUGAAUUAGGUAGUGAUUCGAUUGUUGCGGGUCUUCAUUCAGUAGCUCAAAGUAUUGCAUUUAUUAAUGAUAGUGCGAAUUCUGUAUAUGGUGGUUUAAACUAUUAUUCAUCUAUUUUUGUCAAUUUAUGUGGAGAUUGGAAAGUGAUGGGAUUUGAAUUGGUUACAAACUUGACCUCGGAUCCAGAUCAGCCUAUUUAUAGAUUAUCAAGAUAUAUGCCUGUUUCCUGGAGGGAUAAUUGUGAUAAUGAUGACAUUGAAUCUAUCAGAAGAGAACCAAAGAAGUUUGACUCCUACAGAUUUGGUAAAUUUAUCAAAGAAGUAUUUGAAAAAAGUAACAAUCAAGUACCUGCAAAGUUGUCAACUCCAAUGAGAAGAUUAUCACUGGAUAAACCAAAUUUGAGAAGUUCAGCAAGUCAAUAUUUGAAGGAUUUGGAAACAUGGCAUCAACAAAAUCCAGUGAUUACGUUUACUGAGCAAGUCAAUGAAUUGAAAUUUGUACAGGAAGAUGAAAAAUUACGAUUUUUCAAAUAUGAAUUACCAGAAUAUUUGGAGAAUAAUUCUUCAUUCCCACCUGGGUUGUUGCAGUACAAAUUGUUACCAGAACUAAUUCAUCAAUUUAAACAAUUAUCCAAAGUUGCCAAUCCUAAUGAUCCAGAACGUCAAGAAACUUUAUCCACCAUUCUUAAUUUGACUAUAAAAUUUGGGGUCAAGUUACCAGCUGAGGAAUUUAAUCAAACGAUCAAACCAAUCAUUAUUGACAGUUUUGCUCUUGCCGAUAGGUCAAUUAGAUUGGUGUUGUUGACUCAUUUACCUGAUUAUGAAGGAUUCUUGACUGAAUCAGAUAUUCAAUACAAAAUAUUCAACCCUUUGAUUACUGGGUUCCAGGAUACAAAUUUUAUGAUUAGAGAAACUACAUUGAAAUCCAUCACUAUUGUCAUUGACAAGAUAUCCGUCAAACAAGUCAACCAAGAAUUGUUGAGAAUCUUGGCUAAAUCUCAAAUGGAUCCUAAACCGUCUAUCAGAGUUAAUACAUUGAUUUUAAUUAUUAAAAUAUCCCUGAAGAUUUAUAAAACUUCCAAGAAUAAUGUUUUAAUUACUGCAUUGGCCAAGUCUUUGCGUGAUUCAUUUAUACCCUGCAAGAUGACAGCUUUACAAGGAUUUGAAACUUUAAUUGAGGAAUUUUCUUUAGAAGAAAUAUGUACCAAGAUUUUAGGUAACUUGGCAAUUUCGUUAAUGGAUCAAAAACUGAAUAAAGUUAGAGUCGAAGCCAAGAGAAUAUUUCAGUUGUAUUUGGAUUCUGUUGAAUCUCAUGCUAAACUGUUACCUGAUCAAGAAGUUGAUGAAGAUGAGGAAGAACGUGAAUUUUACAAGAAAUAUGCUCCAUCUAAUCCACCACCAUCAUCCCAAACAACGACCAAUAAUAAUGAAAAACUCGAUGCAAUUGAUGAUAGUAACAACAAUUCAAGUUCUGCAUUUGGAUGGGGCAGUAAGUUAUUUUCAUUAGGUGGAAGUAUGAAUCAAGAUUUCAAUAGAUCAACACCUGACAUAACUGGAAGUACUGAACAGUUAGUAACAAAAGAAUCGACAUCAGCAUGGGAUGACGACAUUGAAACAAGUCCAGUUGAAGUUGUUGAUAAAGUUCUUGUUGAACCUGUUCGAAAGAUCAAUUUAGGUAAAUCAACUAAUUCAACAACCCCAAAGUCUUUAUCUUCAUCAAAACCAAUUCCAAAGAAAUCAACUUCAUUGAAAUUAGGUAAGUCAACAAUUAACCCAAAACCAAAACCAAAAUUACAAUUAGAUUUAAAAGUUGAAGAAAAUGAUCUUGAUGAUGGAUGGGAUGAUGGUUGGUAG
Messenger RNA from Candida tropicalis MYA-3404, 2208 nucleotides. It is a transcript of the gene CEX1, whose product is annotated as Cex1p. Gene Ontology annotation, biological process: tRNA export from nucleus. Lineage: Eukaryota; Fungi; Ascomycota; Pichiomycetes; Serinales; Debaryomycetaceae. Bases 1 to 2208 code for a protein of 735 amino acids. Gene Ontology annotation, cellular component: cytoplasm. The record is from RefSeq and is a predicted model, not a curated record. The transcript has a single exon.